GACUUCAGUGUUCGAAUCGCGAGCUCCGAUGGCCGACGUGGCGCGACCGACGACGACGACGAAGCCGCCGGACGUCAACAUCUGGGCGGCGACGAUCGCCAACGACUAUGCGACUGUCGAGCGUCUCCUGCGCGAUGGCGUCGCAGCGAACGAGCGCAACUCGCUCGGCGAGACCGCGCUGCACCUCGCGGCCUCGCGCGGGUACGACGACCUCUUGAGUCUCUUGCUGCGCCAUGGCGGCAGCCCGCAUAUGCACGACAAGGAGUCGGGCUACACGCCAUUGCAUCGAAGCCUCCUAUAUGACCAUAUCAACACUUCCUUGCUCUUGCUCAACGCCGGGGCGCACUUGACGGUCGAAGAAAGCAGCGCGGUCGUCGACCACGAUGGCCUCGCGCCAAUGGACCUUCUCUCCGCCAAGCUCAGCGCGACGUACCCGCACCAGAUGGCCUCCACGCGCGGUGGCGAAAUUUAUACCUUUGGCAAAGUCGACUUCCAGCUCGGGUACCACCUGCCGCACGGCGACGAGCAAGUGAUGCCGCGCCGGGUCAAGUUGCCGCCCAAGACGGACAUCGUUCAGAUCGCAGCCGCGCGCUACCACACCUUGGUCGUCUCGUCGUCGGGCGAGUGCUUCUCCUGGGGCUUUGGAAAAGGCGGCCGGCUCGGCACGGGUACCGAGUUCAACUGCAUCCACCCGGUGCCCGUACCGUUUCCGCAGCGCACAGUGGUCAAGGUGGCUGCCGGCGAGAACCACUCGCUCGCGCUCACCACCGGCGGCCAAAUCUUUUCAUGGGGCUCCAACAGCUUUGGCCAGCUCGGGUUUCCGCUGAAACUCACGUCGGCCUCGAGCCGUCUCUCGCCAAAGCGCAUCGAUGCUUUCAAAGGCGUCGUUGUCGUCGACAUUGCUGCCUCGUCCGUCCACUCUGUCGCCCUCACAGAGUCGGGCCAUGUAUUUAGCUGGGGCAGCAACAAGAAGGGUCAGCUCGGCCGCAAGGAAGGAUUUGGAACGGAUCAGGGCUUUCCGUCGCCCAAGCGCGUCGACGCGCUCAUGCGCACUCGGCGGUGCUCGGCGACGUCACGCACGUUGCUGCCGUCAAGGUCCGUCGUGGCCGUGUCGUGCAACCACACGUGCAUCGUCCUGAACGUCGAGAAGGAAACGUCGGCGGCAGUCGUGCAAGGCCAAGUGUGGCAGUGGGGCUAUAACGCGUACUUUCCGUCGCAAGUCUUGUUGCGGCACGUCUCCAAGGAGAGUCGGCUCCGGCAGCACCACCGCAACCUCUGGGUCCCGCGCUGCCAGCAGCACGCGAUCAGUAUCGUCGACAUCUCGUGCGCGCCGCAGCAUUCCAUCGGGCUCAGCGCCUCGGGCAACGUCUACACCUGGGGCCAUGGCCCUGGCGUUCAGUCUCCAAGUAUCAACUACGUCCCCCUCGCCCACCGGGCGGUAAGCGUGUGUGCUGCGAAAGAGCACUGCGCCGUCGUCUUGGCUACCGGCGACGUGUACACCUGGGGCUGCGGCUCCCUCGGCCACGAAGGUCGCAACUGGCAGCCCGUGCCAAAGCGCGUGCCCAGGCUCAAGCGCGCGUCCGCCGUCGCCGCCGGGCCGCAGCACACGGUCGUUCUCGUGGCGCCCGAUCGCCCGCCACUGGUGCCGACGACGAACGAGCUGCCAACGCUGGCGGCGCUCUGCGAAGAGUCGCUCGCGGCCCAGCUCUCGCUCGAAAAUUUCGUUCAAACGUACAACCACGCCGACGCCAUUUACGCCACGGCGCUCUUGGGCGUCUGCAAUGACUUUGCGCGUCGCAACUGGGACGCGGUGCUCGACAUGGCCAAGGACCUCGAGGAGUUUCCGAUUCACCUCGAAGAGGCAGCACAGAGUACGAGUGCGACCGAUGCCUUGACGCAAACACGCAAGCCAACACGCGAACCAACACGCAAGCCACGCGCGACGAUGGCGCCGCAUGAAGUCGAGAAGCGACUCCGCGCCCUCGCCAAGCGGCUGCGACAGAUUGACGACCUCGAGACACUCGACAGGUGGACGGACGUCCAAGCCGAAAAGAUGGCUCGCAAGCCGUUCAUUCUCGAGGAGAUCGACGUGCUCGAACGGCACUUGGAGAAGGUCCGGGCAGCGCCACCGCCACCUUCGUCUCCUGUCGUGUCACCUGAGGUCAUCGUCGCUGAUGGCCCAAAGAUCCAUGACGUCGUCGAUACAAGGCCGUUGACAGCAGCACCGCCGCCCGCUGUUGUCGUCGACGCAAAGCUCAAGGGCAAGCGGGAGUCGCCGAGAGAAAAGACGUCCAAGGAACAUCGGCCGGCAGAGAAGGAGUCUCGCAAGGCAGCGAAGGAGUCUCUUAAGGUGGAAACCAAGACCAAGAAGACCAAAACCAAGUUCGUGCCGCUCGAUACGUUCUUGCUGUCGACGCCUGUGCCGCCCCCGAUGGCUAAGGCCGUCGUGACUCCCGUGUGGAACAGCCCGCCGCCGCCCCGACCCAUCAAGGCGCCCGCCGCUAUAGGCAGCUCCAAGAGCGGUCCAACAUUUUCUCUCGAAGCCUUUGUCAAGACCAAAGGGCCCAAGAAACCUGCGCCAAAGCAGUCGUCGCCCAUGUGGAGUGCGGUGCCAGCGCCUGCCGCCGUGCCGUCGCUGACAGCCAUCCAGAGCUCACAAGUCGUCGAAGUGACGCAAUCGUGGAACCUCCGGGAAAACUCGUGGGGUCUCUGUCAAGAAGAAAACGUCAAGCUCGAGGACGUCCAGACGCUCGCGCUCAUCGAGAAGCUGCUCGCCGAAGACGCCGCGGCCUUGGCCGCCAUGGAGCAACAACAACAACAAGAACGACAAAAGACGACAACCAACCACCGAUCCAAGACCAAGUCGAAUGCAUUCCGAAAGAGUAGAAAGGCAACGCAAGCGGCCUAGUUGUCAUCACUGCAAGUUUGCGCCGCGAGGACUUCCAUGGACGUCCGGACGACUUUGAUGAACGCGUCGCGCUGCUGCACUUCGUACGAGUUUUGCUUUUGUUUCUCGUCGACCUUGUAAUAGAGUGUGACCAUGAGCGC
Messenger RNA from Saprolegnia parasitica CBS 223.65, 3048 nucleotides. RefSeq lists its product as hypothetical. Gene Ontology annotation, molecular function: protein binding. The record is from RefSeq and is a predicted model, not a curated record. The transcript is spliced from 12 exons. NCBI's taxonomy places the organism in Eukaryota, Oomycota, Saprolegniomycetes, Saprolegniales, Saprolegniaceae. Bases 29 to 2908 code for a protein of 959 amino acids.